AAAGAAAAAGAACAAGCAUUUUGCUCCGUACUUGUUCUGCGUCGUCCAUGGCAAUGAACAAUUCUGGGUGCUCAGCCUCUCAACCCUGUUUAUAUUAAAUCGAACCGGUUUUCUGCAACGAACACGUUCGGUAUUAGCGAUUUCAGACACGAAUCGAUUCUUGAACCGCCCUGCUUUGAAUGGUGUGAAAUUCGCUUUAACAGGGUCUUUGGGGUUGGCGGUUUGGCAAAGUUCCUUCUGUAAAUUCGACCAAAUCCACAAAACACAACUAGCUUUUUUGGCCUCUGAAACUGAAACCUCUUGUUGCUUUCUUCAGCUCUUGGUCGGAGAAUUUGCGCGGGAUUCCACGACAAUCUCAGGGCUUACUGGUUCCAGAUUGGGUCCAUCAAUUCAUUUUGGCUUAGCUCUGUGAAGGAGACCGCGAAUUAGCUUAUAAGCUAUUCUGCAUAUACAGAUAGAAAGAUAGGGGGUGAUAGGGAGGCACUGAGACUGAGAUGGGUAGAAUAGCUGUUGCAGCGAUUGUGAGCUCUUGGGUAAUUCCCAUUUCCAUAAUUGGGAAUCGCAUUGUGUCUGAACCUUACAUGGAUGAGAUCUUCCACAUACGUCAGGCCCAACAGUACUGCAAAGGCAAUUUCAGAAGUUGGGACCCCAUGAUUACCACUCCUCCUGGCUUGUACUAUCUUUCACUUGCCCAUGUUGCUUCUUUGUUUCCAGGCAUGUUUUACUUAAAAGCAGUAUCUUCAUUCCCUGAAGUCUGCUCAAUUCCGAUUCUUCGAUCAAUAAAUGGUAUCUUGGCAAUAUUAUGCAGCAUUCUUAUAUAUGAGAUUAUCACCAAUUUGAGACCGACCCUUGAUGAGAGAAAAGCAACCGUGUAUGCUGUGGUCCUAUCUAUGUAUCCUCUCCAUUGGUUCUUCACUUUUCUCUAUUAUACAGAUGUUGCAUCACUUACUGCAGUUCUUGCUAUGUAUCUUGCCUGUUUGAGGAAGAAUUAUUGGUUCAGUGGAUUGCUUGGUGCCCUGGCAGUUGUCAUUCGACAAACAAAUAUUAUUUGGAUGCUUUUUGUUGCUUGCAGUGGGAUUAUAGAUCUUACAUUUGCUUGUAAGAGAGAUAAAAUAGAUAUAGGUGACGGUGAUGCCUCAAUCAAGUAUUUAGGACAGCAAGCUUCCAUGGAUGGUGCUGUUUUCAGAUCAAGCUUGAGAAAGAGAAAAAUUAAUACGCCAGUAGAUACUGGUAUACAGCCAAUGCCCACAAAAAAUGCCUCUUCAAAAGCUUCUAUAUCAGGUUUAAUUGAUGAGAUUGAGACCAUAUUUCUGACAGCUUUACAUAUAAAGUGGAAGCUUUUUGUUUCUUUCAUUCCUUUUUUUAUAUUAUUGGCAGCCUUUGUUGCUUUUAUCUAUUGGAAUGGAAGUAUAGUUCUUGGCGCCAAAGAGGCUCAUGGAGUUUCUCUGCAUUUCGCACAGAUCAUGUAUUUUGGCCUCUUUUCUGCUCUUCUUAUGGCACCUUUGUAUUUCAGUGUUAGUCAAGCUCUAGAUCUAUUCCAUUCAAUUUGGAGGAACAAGCCCCUUAGUUUCUUUCAAGCAUUUAUGGCUUUUAUUGCUAGCUUCAUCUCUGUUCAUUUUUUCAGCAUAGCUCAUCCUUAUCUCCUUGCUGAUAAUCGGCAUUACACUUUCUAUCUAUGGCGGAAAGUCAUCAAAGCCCACUGGUCAUUUAAGUACCUUCUGGUUCCGCUUUAUGUUUAUUCAUGGCUUUCCAUCUUCGCUAGAUUGGGAAAAGUUCAGAGGAAGAUCUGGGUGCUGGCAUUUUUUUUGGCUACCACAGCAGUUUUGGUUCCUGCUCCUUUGAUUGAGUUUAGAUACUUCACCAUCCCAUUCUUUUUCUUGAUGCUUCAUUCCCAUGUUGAUGAUUACCAAAGUUGGUUUCUAAUGGGACUUUUGUAUAUAGCCAUCAAUGUCUUCACAAUGAUGAUGUUCUUGUACCGACCAUUCCAUUGGGACCAUGAACCUGGGAUUCAGAGGUUUAUAUGGUAGAAAGAUUUCAUUCAUUUUGGAUGCUAGAAGUGCAUUAGGUCUUUAUGCAAGUCUCAGUGAAAUUCUUACCA
Ziziphus jujuba (common jujube) is the source of this 2098-nucleotide messenger RNA. Its product is annotated as dol-P-Glc:Glc(2)Man(9)GlcNAc(2)-PP-Dol alpha-1,2-glucosyltransferase. Bases 495 to 2027 code for a protein of 510 amino acids. Lineage: Eukaryota; Viridiplantae; Streptophyta; Magnoliopsida; Rosales; Rhamnaceae. Gene Ontology annotation, biological process: protein N-linked glycosylation; dolichol-linked oligosaccharide biosynthetic process. Gene Ontology annotation, cellular component: endoplasmic reticulum. The transcript has 9 exons. The record is from RefSeq and is a predicted model, not a curated record. Gene Ontology annotation, molecular function: dolichyl pyrophosphate Glc2Man9GlcNAc2 alpha-1,2-glucosyltransferase activity.